This is a messenger RNA of Carcharodon carcharias (great white shark), 2205 nucleotides long. Its product is annotated as meprin A subunit alpha-like. Gene Ontology annotation, biological process: proteolysis. Gene Ontology annotation, cellular component: membrane. Lineage: Eukaryota; Metazoa; Chordata; Chondrichthyes; Lamniformes; Lamnidae. Bases 1 to 2205 code for a protein of 734 amino acids. The transcript is spliced from 14 exons. Gene Ontology annotation, molecular function: protein binding; zinc ion binding; metalloendopeptidase activity. The record is from RefSeq and is a predicted model, not a curated record.
AUGACCCCCGAUGUGAGGAAGUGGCAGGGUAACAGCGUGGCAGGCAAAUCGGAGGCCACCUGCCAGUUAGUUUCCUGUGGCUCCAUGAUUAAUGGGACGGGUAGGGGACGAUACGGCGCAAAAACUCGCCACUGCGGCCGCCGGAUCAGAAAGACUUCUUCCGAGAAUGCUUAUGACGUAGAUCCUGGGGAUUUUCGUGAUGACAUUCCAAAAAUAAAUUUAGAAUCCCAAAGGUUUCUGUUUCAAGGAGACAUUGCAGAAAAUCUGGAACGGAAUGCUAUUAAAAAUCUAACAUUGAGAUGGAAAUUCCCUAUUCCGUACAUUCUGGGUGACAGCCUUGAUUUAAAUGCUAAGGGAGUUAUCAUGAAUUCGUUUGAAGACUAUCGCUUGAAAUCAUGCAUUGAUUUCAAACCAUAUGAAGGAGAGGAAACAUAUUUAUUUUUUCAAAAAUUAGAUGGGUGCUGGUCUUCUGUUGGUGACUUGCACAGUGGCCAAAGUGUGUCCAUUGGUGAACGAUGUGACUAUAAAGCUAUUGUUGGGCAUGAACUGCUACAUGCAUUAGGAUUCUACCAUGAACAAUCAAGGACAGACCGAGAUGACUAUGUUAACAUUUGGUGGGACCAAAUUAUUCCAGGCAUGGAGCAUAACUUUGUGGUAUAUGAUGACGAUUAUAUUACUGACCUGAAUACUCCAUAUGAUUAUGAAUCUGUGAUGCAUUAUGCACCACUCUCCUUCAACAUAAAUGAAAGUAUUCCUACUAUCACUGCAAAGAUACCAGCAUUUGAUGACGUAAUUGGACAGCGCUUGGACUUCAGUGCUAUUGAUUUGCUAAGGCUAAAUCGCAUGUAUAACUGCAGUUCCCCUCUCACACAGCUGGAUCAGUGUGCAUUUGAGUUCAUUAAUAUCUGUGGCAUGAUUCAGACCAAAAAUGAAGAAGCUGAUUGGGUUCAUGUGAAGAGCAAUCCUGGAAAUGAGGAUCAUACUGUAAAUGGCAAAUGCAGAGACGCUGGAUACUUCAUGUACUUUAAUACUGCGAGUGGAAAGGAUGGUCAAAGUGCCAUUCUGGAAUCCCGGAUCCUUUACCCCAAAAGGACUGAGCAAUGCCUUCAGUUCUUCUAUAAAAUGACAGGAAGCCCUAUGGAUAAGCUUGUUGUCUGGAUGAAAAUGGAUGAUGGAACUGGAACUGUUCGAAAACUAGUUAAAGUUGAAACUUUAAAAGCUGAAGAUGCUCAGUCCUGGAACAUCGCCCAUGUGACCUUUCAUGCUGCGGUCAAGUUUCGUUAUGUCUUCCAAGGUAUAAUUGGUAAUGCCACAAAUUCUACGGGCGGUAUUUUCCUGGAUGACAUUACUUUUACUGAAACACGAUGCCCUAAUAGUGUCUGGCAAAUAAAGAACUUCACUCAUGUUCUUCAAAACACUGGAAGUAAUGACCAUUUAAGAAGUCCACGGUUUUAUAGCCCAGAAGGUUAUGGCUAUGGCGUCUCUUUAACUCCUCAUUCUCGUUAUGAAAACUACAUUGGGCUCCAUUUCCAUCUGUGCAGUGGUGAAAACGAUGGCAUCCUCGAGUGGCCAGCUGGGAACAGGCAAGCCAUUCUCACAGUAAUGGACCAAGAUCCUGAUGUAAAACUUAGAAUGUCAUCCAGUAGAAGCUUCACUACAAAUGGAAGCCAAGUAAUAGCAGACAGAAAUGACACCUUCAUGUGGGACAAGCCUACGCUCACCGGAACCUAUGAUUCUAUUUGUGACUGUUACUGGAGUAAUAUCUCCUGGGGUUGGUCAGCAUUCAUAUCACAGAAGCAGCUUCAACGUAGAAGCUUCUUAAAAAAUGACGACUUGAUUAUUUUACUUGAGUUUGAAGAUCUGACUUCACUGAUUAAGACCGAAGUUUCAAUUCAACUCCCAAGCUUUCAUGAAAGGCAUCGGCGAGCAGUGGAAUAUGCUGGACACGUACAAGAGCAGCAGCCACAGAGCCCCCUCAAAGAUUGGUGUGCUCCUGGAUAUUGCCUGAACAAGGGAGUGUGUGUUAUGACAAAAGGGAAAGCAAGUUGCAGAUGUGCCUCAACUCAAACACACCUGUACUUCGGUGAGCGUUGUGAGACAGCACAGAUUCAUGGUUCUCUCUUUGGGGUAAUGAUUGGAGCAACUGCAGGUGUGAUAGCACUGGCCAUUGCUAUUAUUAGCAUGAUUACAAAAACACUUAAUUGA